This is a messenger RNA of Branchiostoma floridae (Florida lancelet), 912 nucleotides long. Its product is annotated as neurogenic locus notch homolog protein 3-like. The record is from RefSeq and is a predicted model, not a curated record. Gene Ontology annotation, biological process: Notch signaling pathway. Bases 67 to 912 code for a protein of 281 amino acids. Gene Ontology annotation, molecular function: Notch binding; calcium ion binding. NCBI's taxonomy places the organism in Eukaryota, Metazoa, Chordata, Leptocardii, Amphioxiformes, Branchiostomatidae. The transcript has 5 exons.
ACGGUAUUAACAGUUGUAAACAGAACACAGUCCUCACAGUCGAGACUUUUAGAACGCACGGUAAAGAUGUGGAAGUUUCUGCUUCUCCUCGCGGCUGUAGGCACCCUGCCGGCCGCGUCAGUCGGCGAACAGGUGUACCUGACCACGGUUGAUAACUGGUCAUUUUGGAAGAUUCGUGCGACAGGCCCGAUGACAGAUGACAACGUGAAGGUCACGUGUGAAGCGGCGGGGAUGAGGUACCCGUGCUUCCGGCCAGGUGCGGACGGGUGUGGGGAAUUCUAUUGGGCCUCCGACUGCAUCAAGUUUCACCAUAUCCAAUGUACAACGCUCAAGGCUCUCUCGAGUGAACUGUGUGGACACACGGACGGGCACGGUGAACAGUGUCAGCCGCUUGAUGACACCUUUGUGUACAACCCUGCCUGGUAUGAUGACAGCGCUUAUGGAGUGGACUUCGAGACUCACGACUGGGGUCUACAAGGAGCAGACUACAACAACAUGUACGCGCUGUGUGCAGCCCCUACGUGUGGGAGAUCCCCAUGUGCACACGGCACCUGUACUGAUGAUACUGGGGGCUACACCUGUAGCUGUGAGAACGGCUGGGAAGGAACCAACUGUGAUCAAAACAUCGAUGAGUGCGCGUCCUUCCCAUGCGCACACGGAGCCUGUAAUGACACCAUAGGAAGCUUCACCUGUAGCUGUGACAACGGCUGGACAGGACUCAACUGUGAUCAGGACAUAGACGAGUGUGCGAGCAGCCCUUGUUGGCUGGGAGGGACCUGCCUGGAUCACGUGAAUGGGUACAGCUGUGUCUGUCUUAAAGAUGUUACCGGAAGGAACUGUGAAACAGGUACCACUCUAUUCAAUACGAAAUCUAACGAUAAAGAAGUCGUUCGUACAGUAACAAGUCAAUGA